ACUGAGGGAAUUUCCAUUUGCAGACGUGAUCAACGACAAAUAUUGUUGAGAGAAUGCAAUGUAUUGCUCUGUUUUUUGCUAAAAGUGCCAUUUUUUCCGCCAGUUUUGCACAAACAAAGGGACAUCAUUCAAUGUUGUGCAUGCAAGUUGGAUUUUGCUGAACUAGUUUCGUUGGGUGCUAAAAUGGGUUGGCACUGAGGGGUUGGAAUCAUGAGCGCGGUGGACAUACCCGGAUUAGACCAGGUCUUAAGCAUCCAUCUAAUCCACUCCGUUCCACGCCCAUCCGUUGUUUGCUGCCAUUGCAGCUCCUUUUGGUGUGUCUUGUGAUUGGAGCAGCCAUGGCGAUGGCGAGCAUGAGCAUGGCAAUGAGCCGGACGCCAUUGCAAGGAUUGCCUGCGCAACAGCCGUUCUUGCACAAGCGGGUUCGCUCUCCAGCCGUCAUUUCGUGCAGCUCAUCUAAGCCCAAAUGGAGCGAGCAAUGCGCCACUUCUAGCUCGGCUGGAGAGGCUGACAAGCUCAGGACUAGUGUUGGAGGCGUUCUUUUCCCAUUUUUUACUGUUGCCGCCCUGGUUGGAAGCACUCCAAUUCUGGAAGAUCUAGUUGCACCAUCUACAGCAAUUGCAGCUGACGUGAACACAACCAACCAGGACGCAUACAAAGAACUUCUUCAGAAAAUUAAGGAGAAAAGAGGUAGGCGGGGUUUUCAAGCUCCAGCCCCUGCUCCUGCCCCUGUCCCAGAUGCUCCUGCUCCUGCUCCGGAUGCAACUGUACAGGCAGAGCAGCCAAGAAUCUCAACAUCAGCAGCUAGGCUUGAAGGAGCAGCAGAGAGGGUUCGUCAAGAAAGAGAAACUGAAGCACUGAAAGCUGAGAAACGAGAAGCGGACAUGCGAGAAGCUGAGAGACGAGAAGCGGAUAGAAGAGAAGCGGAGAGACAAAUCGAGGCUCGCAGGGCACGUGAAGCAACUGCUGCUCAGGUAGCUGAGCGUGAGAAAGUUGCCGUGGAGAAGGUUACACGACAGCAAGGUAAUGUGCAAAGUGUAGUCGUCAAGAAGAAGACACACGGGUUUUUACCUCUUUUUAUUUCUCAAUUCUUCCUGCUCUUAGCCACGCUUGGUUUUGGAGCUGCACUACUCAUUCUGCCAGAAAAUCAACGAAAGGAAAUUCAAGAUAAAGUAGAUGAUUUUGUGGACAAAGCAAUUCCAGUUGCAGAGGAUGCAUAUGCCAAGGCAAAGCCUCUGGCAGAGCAGGCAUUUGUGAAAGUAAAAGAGGCCAGUGUAGUAGCGAAGCCAUAUGUUGAGAAAGCAUGGGAGCAGGCUAAGCCAAUGGCUGCGAAACAAAUUGAAGCUUCAAAGCCUAUGCUCCAGGCAGCACAAGUCAAGGUCAACGAGCUGUUGCAAGAAGCACAGAAGAAGGACGAGUAUAGGAACACAAUGGAAACGCUUUUUUACGUACUAGCGCCAUUGUGUGACGAUUCUGCGGCAUUUUGUUCAAGGUUUCAGAGCCUUCUUAGAUACUUGCUUGGUAUACAAAUCCCACACCAAAUGUAUCCAUAAGGUUGGUGUGCACACCAGUGUCGAUAGUAAUGGCUGGCGCCAUUUCGGCGUUGCGGAGGAUCCACUCCACCAAUCUUCAGCGGCCGCUGCCGCAGCACCUGGGUGCAAUGCCCCUGCAUGACCUUCAAAAUGCAGUACAUAAAGAUCUCAAUGAAAUAGAUUGAAUUUGUUUCGCGGAAAGAAUGACCGGAUAUUAACAGAACCAGAAGAAUUCACCCAAGUACAACAUCUCGAUCAAGGGCGACCGUAUUCAUGAGCGUUGUGGACAGAAAUGGCCACGGAUGCCUCCACGAGGCUCGUGUUGCAGUGAUCAAGACAUGGAAUGAGAGAACCGAAGACUUCCGCGUGCAGCGAAUGCAACGUUGUCUUCACGUAACACAUGCCCCCAAGCAGCACACACAUGACAACUUGCGCUGUCGCGACCGAAGAUCGGAGGUAAGGCAUUUCUCUUCGAGCAAUGUGCGUGUCAGGUGUGUCCUGUAAAGGAAUGUUGGUGGAUAGUUCAGCGGCUAAAAACUGUCCGUUUGGUAUGACCGAUUCGCCGACAAGCUUCACUAGUGUGCACAGCUGACGUGUGACUACACGCAAUCCGCCUGCGGCCUCUUGAGACACGUAGAACGAUAUCAUGAACGUCAGUCUGACGGAGACAACGUGGAAGUCGAGAUGAGAGUCUUCAAAGAACUAUAGAAAGCUGACUGUAGUACCCACCCCUAUUAUUGCGAAACAACCAACUGUUAUUGUGAUCCUCAUACACUAAUCAAGCAGUAAGUUGCAAGCAUGUUUAAAUGCA
This is a messenger RNA of Physcomitrium patens, 2343 nucleotides long. RefSeq lists its product as uncharacterized. The record is from RefSeq and is a predicted model, not a curated record. Lineage: Eukaryota; Viridiplantae; Streptophyta; Bryopsida; Funariales; Funariaceae.